Messenger RNA from Histoplasma capsulatum G186AR, 303 nucleotides. RefSeq lists its product as uncharacterized. NCBI's taxonomy places the organism in Eukaryota, Fungi, Ascomycota, Eurotiomycetes, Onygenales, Ajellomycetaceae. The transcript is spliced from 3 exons. Bases 1 to 303 code for a protein of 100 amino acids. The record is from RefSeq and is a predicted model, not a curated record.
AUGCUGCGACUGGCGGUCGCAGUGUAUAGGUGGUGUUGUGGCCCUCUGUGGUCCGGGCCAUACCACCACACCCACGGCAAGGAAAAUUGCAUUCUCAAUUUGGCUUUGCAUGCAUUUCUUUCUUCAUGGGCCGAAAGGAAGUCCUCCACAGGUUCCCUCAAAGGAUCUCCUGGACGGUACCCAUUCUGGAUAUUGCUCUUCCCAUAUUUCUCCCUCGUCAUCGAGGGUGUGUCGCCGCCAUUGGAGCUCAAAGGUAGUCAAUUCGAAAGUGAUGUCAACGAGCUAUUUUUUGAUCUGUUCUAG